CCAAACUCCAAACAAUAAUAUAGUGCAUCCAUAGAUAAAUUACAAAAUGAAUUGUUUUCAAUUUUGCGGUCGUUUCAUUAUAUGGGGCCUAAUUUUAUGUACCAUAGCUUUUCCAAUAGCAAUGUUUUGUGCAACUGUAUACAUAAUUUUAUACGCUAUCAGUGGAUGCUGUCCUGGAUGCGAAGACUUUACAGAAACUGUCCUGAAGGGUGUACAAUUACCAGGAACAGCCGUUAGGAAACUUGUUAAAUGCGAUUAAGGAUUGUGAAUUUCUUUUUUAUUAUUUAUUGUAUAUGUAUUAAUAUAUAGGUAGUUUUUUGUUUAUGUAAUAAUAAACUUAUGUCCUUGUUUCAAUGAGAUUGAUUCUGCGAUCCUUAGAAUAUUGAAAAUACUUUGAAGUUUUCAACUUCA
Molecule: messenger RNA, 411 nt
Organism: Ceutorhynchus assimilis (cabbage seed weevil)
Lineage: Eukaryota; Metazoa; Arthropoda; Insecta; Coleoptera; Curculionidae
Source: the annotation of a GenBank genome assembly